Quercus robur (English oak) is the source of this 1062-nucleotide messenger RNA. RefSeq names its product vacuolar iron transporter 1. Gene Ontology annotation, molecular function: iron ion transmembrane transporter activity; manganese ion transmembrane transporter activity. Bases 188 to 931 code for a protein of 247 amino acids. The transcript is spliced from 4 exons. NCBI's taxonomy places the organism in Eukaryota, Viridiplantae, Streptophyta, Magnoliopsida, Fagales, Fagaceae. Gene Ontology annotation, cellular component: vacuolar membrane. The record is from RefSeq and is a predicted model, not a curated record. Gene Ontology annotation, biological process: intracellular manganese ion homeostasis.
UUUUUUUUUUUUUGAGAAACAACAGAAGCAAUCUAACAUCCCUUAUUUAUGCACAAAAAGACACCAUCAUUAAUAAAACGCUCCCUCUACCAUCAUAUAUAUAAAUAUAUACAUAUUCUUUCUCACACGCCACUCUUAAUUCUCUCUCACAGUCACUUUAGUUAACAACAACAUUUCACAUCCUCAAAUGGCUGCCAUCAUAGAACCAACAAACCUAGAACCCGAGAAGCAAACACUCCUCAGCCAUCACAAAGAGAAGCACUUCACCGCCGGCGAGAUCGUCCGCGACAUCAUCAUCGGCGUAUCGGAUGGCCUCACCGUGCCCUUUGCCCUCGCCGCCGGCUUGUCGGGCGCCAAUGCCACUUCCUCCAUAGUCCUCACCGCCGGCAUCGCCGAAGUCGCGGCCGGCGCCAUCUCCAUGGGACUCGGCGGGUAUCUUGCCGCAAAAAGCGAAGCUGAUCACUACAUGAGAGAACUAAAGAGAGAACAAGAAGAAAUCAUUGCCGUUCCUGAUACAGAGGCGGCGGAGGUAGCGGAGAUAUUUGCACAGUACGGGAUAGAGCCGCAUGAAUAUACGCCUGUUGUGAAUGCUCUCAGGAAGAAGCCCCAAGCAUGGCUUGAUUUCAUGAUGAAGUUUGAACUAGGAUUAGAGAAGCCAGAUCCAAGGAGAGCACUACAUAGUGCACUCACAAUUGCCAUUGCUUACGUCUUGGGUGGAUUGGUACCCCUCAUUCCCUAUAUGUUCAUUCCAAUAGCUAGAGAGGCUGUGGUUGCUUCUGUUGUCUUAACCUUAUUGGCAUUGCUAAUCUUCGGCUAUGCCAAGGGUUACUUCACAGGUAGUAAGCCCUUCGUCAGUGCCUUUCAAACUACCCUCAUUGGAGCUAUUGCAUCUGCAGCUGCUUAUGGCCUGGCUAAAGCUAUCCAUCCUUAAUUAAUGUUCUAGCAUUACAUCAAGAGUUACUUCUAAUAAGAGUUUUAUCUUGUAUCUUUUUCACUGUCUUAAAAAGUUGGACACUCCUCCCUUUCUAAUUUAAUCAUGUGAUAAGUAUCUUAUAUUAGCAA